CGAUUUUGCUAGUCAGUCUUCUACUGAUCUUACCCAUAGCACAUUGUACCGACGGUGUCAGUCCGUUGAAUUUUCCUCUAGGCAUUAGAUUUAGUAUAAAAUUCAACUCGAAAUUACGUUUCAGACGUCGCGUCGAUCGAUUUCUUGGCAAUCGAAUGACAUUCGAAUUGCACAGGAAACGGAGAGCGUGAGUGGGCAUAACUUCAGCAUAAGGGCAUUAGCAUAAGCAUUCUCCCUUCUUCGUUUGAGCGUACACUACCCUCUUUCCACGCAUUCGCCCUGUAUAAUCUAUGUGUAUAUCAAAUCGUGUGUGAGUGUCGUGUCGGUCUGUGCGUGGCUUUCGUAGCAUAAGUCUUCUUUCGACGUGUAACCUUGCCGACGAGUGGAUCGUCACCAGCUUGCUGCGUUUCGCGAGGAAAAAGUGAAGCGUUUUCCUCGGGAUUAAACGCAGGAUAAAAUAGUGAACUUCCGUGAUCCUUUUUGGUUCGUGGUCGAUCGAAAGAAGUCCUCCAUCGGUGGAGACGCGCGAUUGGUUGUGAUAUUUCGAUGAAGCAGAACUAAAUCCCCAUUGGCUGUGGCUUCACGUGCUCUGCAUGGAUUAGCGAAAGUGAUAUAAUUGUAGCAGGCCUGUUCCGCGUUGCCCCUCUCCAUGCUGAAAAUUUGCGACGUCGAUAAUAACAAACCGCUUUGUGGCGAAAAACAAAUUAUAUAAGAUCUGAUGUGAUACUAGUGCCGCAAACAGGACGAUUUUGCAAAUUUAAACGAAGGAAGUGUACGAAAACAAGCCGCAGAUCAAUGAAAAUUGCAUUCGUUUUGUAUGGUUGAAAAAAUCUAUGUCAAUAAAAAGGUUUCAGCAGUGAGAGUGAAGCAUUGCGGAAGAGUCAUUGCUGCGAGAGAGGCAUAUAAGGCAGUAGGCGAUUUUGGAGGUCGCCUGCUGCAGUUUCGAGGCCUGCUGAGUUGAGUGCACAACAUCCCAUCGUCGUUGUAUUUCUACGCAUCGAAGCAGCCAAGGCGACAACGCAAACGUGAUGCUGAAUCCGGUGGAAGCACUAGCCAACCUAUCGGGGGCAUCGCAGCCUGCCAUCCGACUGAUUCUUUCCGUACUAUUAGCAUAUCCUCUCGGCGCAGUCUAUCGGAACCUGAAGACAUCCAUCACGGUGAAGAAUCUCUACAUCGCAGUAACCGGUCUGGCCAUCGUCAUAUUCAACUAUGGAUUCGACCUGUAUCACAGCCUACUGGCGGUGGCCGCCAGCUAUUUCCUGAACACAUUCUUCGCCACCAGCAGCCUACUGGUGCCGCUCAGUUUCUGCUAUCACCUCGGCUACUUGCUCAUCGGCUACUACUACACCACGUCGGACACAUACGACAUCAAGUGGACUAUGCCCCACUGCGUACUCGUGCUGCGAUUGAUCGGAUUAGCGUUCGACAUUUCGGACAGCCGCGAAAAGGUGCUCCAGAACAAGCGCGACGAUAAGUGCGUCGAAGUGCCCUCGCUGCUGGAGUUGAUUGCUUUUACGUACUUCCCGGCAUCUGUGCUGGUAGGGCCGCAGUUUACAUUGCUGCGCUACAAGCGCUUCGUGAGUGGCCAGUAUGAGCAGUACACGACCGGUGCCCCCGCGUAUGCGGCCAAAAAGUUCCUCCAGGGAGCGUUCUAUCUGGUUGUGAAUCAAGUUGGGUCACAGAUUGUGCCCGAUUCGUACCUGCUGUCGCCGGAGUACGAGGACGAGUCGUACUUCAUGAAGCACGUCUACAUGGGCAUGUGGGGACGAGUGUCUCUGUACAAGUACAUCUCGAUUUGGCUGCUGGCCGAGGGUGCUGCGGUUUUGUUUGGUCUCACCUACAUCGAUGCCAAGCCGGGCGAGCGGGAGUACGACCCGGAUGAGCUCUCCGGAUGUACCAACAUCAAGGUGGGCGUCUUUGAGAACACGAGCAAAUUCGGACACUACGUCGAGUCGUUCAACGUGCAGACCAACCACUGGGUCGCGGUUUACGUCUACAAGCGGCUGAAAUUCCUGAACAACCGUGUCCUGAGCCAUCUGGGUGCUCUGCUGUUCCUGGCUAUCUGGCAUGGAUUCCACAGCGGUUAUUACAUGACCUUCUUCAUGGAGUUCAUGGUGAUCCGGAUGGAGAAGGAGAUCGAACCCAUUCUACAGAAGAAUGAACGCGUUCAAGUGCUGCUACAGCAACCCCUGGUCAAGUUGGCCGUCUUCGUUGUGCUCAAGUUCUACACGAUUGCCUUUGCCGGUUGGUGUUUGAUUCCGUUCGUAUUCCUCAACUUCUCCAAGUGGUGGCACAUCUACACUGUGGUUCGGUUCAGUGGAUUGAUUCUUUUCUUGCUGGGCAACUUCGCGUUCAAGCCGAUACUGAAGGCAGUUUUGCCCGCGAAUCCAACACCCGCAAAUGACGCAAAGAAGGCUCAGUAAACUCCUGCCAGCUACCGCUCGAAUUCGUCAAUUUUCAAAUUGUUUGCAAAGCUUUAACCAAAAGGCAAAUGAUUCUUUCAGAUACGAAGUAACAGAUUCAAGAAAGACAUUUGAAUCCAUCCACCAGCCUACAAAAGGUUUUCAUUUCGUAGAAUCACCUUAAUGUGAGAAAAUAUCUUAGUUUUUUGAAUUAUUUGAAAUGAAAACAUCGACUGCACUAAAGAUUGAUUUAUAUAAUUUAUACUGAUGUCAGGUAUAUAAUACAUCGACAUACACCCGAUACGCAACUUUAUAGGAUUAUACGAUCAAGUUUGAUAAGUUUGAUUAUCGCGAUCUGCUACUACCUCUUGCCAAUAUAGAUUCCCUUGUUGUUUCGGUUUCCUAGCUGUAUUUGCUUCCUCCGGACCCAACGUUCCUAUUCUACACUCCUUAUAACUCAAUUCUCCAACUGAGCAAUGAACGACUAAAACACGAUGAUAAAUAAUUACUAUAACAAAAACGUUGAAAACCAAACCGUUCAAACAUUUACACGCAAACCAAACUCCGAAUUACGGUAAAUUUUAUCUUAUCACUCACGCGUUAGUUCUUUUUGAUCUGAUUGAAAAAAACUAAUAAUUAUAUAAAAACUAAUUAACAAACACCUGUGCUAGUGCCAGUUGGUAGAGUGAAAGCAGAAAUUAACAAGAACAAGUAUUUAUAUUUAUAGGAAAAGAAAAAAUAAAUAAAUAAAUUGGAGAUCGAAUACGGUACGAGAAGCUGCAACCAGAGCAGAUAUUAAAGAGCUGGUUUGGUUAGGCACAUUCUUCCGUAGCAGUGAAAAACAGAUAGUAAAAAUCUGUCAGUAUCAGACAAGAAAAUAAAAAAAGGCGGAAAAGCGAUAAAAAUGUUACAGUAGAAAUAGGUAAAAGUGGAUACUUUUAACAAAACUUCAAAUAAAUAAAGCAAAGUGCUAGUCAGUUUAUGAGUUUAAUGAAA
Molecule: messenger RNA, 3398 nt
Organism: Aedes aegypti (yellow fever mosquito)
Lineage: Eukaryota; Metazoa; Arthropoda; Insecta; Diptera; Culicidae
Gene: nes
Product: lysophospholipid acyltransferase 5
Exons: 5
Coding region: 1029-2423 (464 amino acids)
Biological process (GO): lipid modification; phosphatidylcholine biosynthetic process
Cellular component (GO): membrane
Molecular function (GO): 1-acylglycerophosphocholine O-acyltransferase activity; lysophospholipid acyltransferase activity
Source: RefSeq, a predicted model, not a curated record